Molecule: messenger RNA, 696 nt
Organism: Acanthosepion pharaonis
Lineage: Eukaryota; Metazoa; Mollusca; Cephalopoda; Sepiida; Sepiidae
Source: the annotation of a GenBank genome assembly
AUGUCUCCUUCUUUUCUCUCCUCUCAGAGGUUCUCUCGUCUUUUCAUACUGUCUACAAAACUACAUUCAAUACUUUUCUCAACUUGCGUAAUUAAAAAAACUUAUUCAUUCACAAACUAUUGUUACGAUACUAAGCAACCAAACCCUCUAACCUUCCAUACACCUGACAUUUACGGCGAACCAUCUCUCUUUCUUUCUCUCUCUAACAGUGACAUUCUCUCUCUCUCUCUCUCUCUCUCUCUCUCACACACACACAGUGGCAUCCCCUCUCUCUCUAACAGCGAAAUCCCCCUCUCUCUCUCUAACAGUGACAUUCUCUCUCUCUCUCUCUCUCAACUUGUUGAAAGUUUGACCGCACGCUUUGACAAAUGUAACCCGAAAACACUCAAGAACUCUUGCAAAGGUCAGGAUUUGUCUUCGAGGAAGACUCACUACAAUAAUGAUGACCCCGACGUUCGUCGUUCGACGUUCGUCGUUCGACAGUCGUCGUUCGACAGUCGUCGUUCGUCGUUCGACGUUCGACAGUCGUCGUUCGUCGUUCGACGUUCGACGUUCGUCGUUCGACAGUCGUCGUUCGACGUUCAUCGUUCGACGUUCGUCGUUCGACAGUCGUCGUUCGUCGUUCGACGUUCGACGUUCGUCGUUCGACGUUCCCGACAACAAUGGAACAUAGAAGUGUUUUUUUUAGGGGACUAA